CCUCGGCCGACCUGACUGUGACAGUUGUUGACAAUCUUAUUAUCAGCAUUCCAAGAUAGAAAUGGAUGACGAUGAAAUAUGCCAAGACGUGGUAGAAGUCACUGAUUACAGUUCUCAGUAUGGCAGUUACAACAGCAUAUCGUACGUUGCGUUAAACGUAAUCGGAGCGCCUGAGGUGUUUCCGGAGUACGGAGACUAUUCGGAGACGUUUUCGGCGCGCACGUACGGACCGUGGUGGCUGCAGCAUUCAAUAUCUGACAGGAACUUCAUUACCAUUCUGCCGAAAGAAAGGCACGUCAAGAGCCAAGAUUAUGUCGAGCUUCAGUACGAACAUCACGUGUACCCAGCCACAGUCACUGUUUUUGAGACUUACAACCCUGGGAGUGUUGUGAGGAUUCUGGCCUAUGAUCGCCUCAAGAACAGAUGGAAGGAGUUGUGGGUGGGAAAGCCCACAAAAGGUGCCGAGGCUUGUGCCUGGCCGAGACCACUGUCAUUGGAAGACACGUUUGUUACCAGGGUUCUGCGACUUGAGUUCCACCAUGCCCACCUUGACUACCACGCUCAAAUCGAUGCGGUGCUGCUUGUGGGGACCUUUAAAAGGCCAGAGUCUGUGGAUUCUGAAAGUGAUGAACAGAGCAUCACAGCGGUCACAUCUUGGUCAAGUUGCAAGGAAGAAACAUUCCUCCCAUCACGGGCUGGAUUUCAUUCACUACCACACGAACUCCUGACCCACAUUUUUCGCUAUCUCGAUCUUUUGUCGAUAUGUAGGCUAUCUGGCACCUGUAAACUGUUUUGGAAAGUCUGCUACGAUCAUGUAUUUUACCGAUGCCUGGACCUUCAACCAUACUGGGAAAAGAUCGACGACAACGCACUCGAGGCCCUUCAGAAGCGAUGUGUGACGCUGGAGAAACUCAACCUCUCAUGGUGUGGUGCUGCUGGAUAUCUUUCCGCAGAAGCCUUUGUGAGUUUCAUGGAAGUGAGAGGAGAGCUUCUGCAGUGCCUCUGCCUGUCUUCUUGCCCAUUCGUUGAUAACGAGUGUCUGAAGGUCAUUGCAGAUUACUGUCCAAACCUCACAGAACUGGAACUGAAAGGUUGUUGCAAUCCCCUGCUGAACAGGCUCGGUUUUCUUCAAAUAUCUCACCUGUCCAAGCUAGUCUGGCUCGACCUGUGCAGGACUGAAAUCGAGAUGUUCUCUCUUAUCUCAAUUAUCAGGAAUUGCAACAAGCUCAGGCAUCUGUCCCUAGGCAGCUGUCCCGUUGUCAACAACUAUGACGACAUUGCUCUGGAGAUCAGCACCUACCUGGGAAACCUAAGAAGCCUAGACCUUUACCGUGCUAGAACACUGUCAUCUGUUGGUGCCAAUUUGUUUGCCCGGUCCUGUCCACAUCUAGUCAGCCUCGAUUUAGGCUGGUGCACAAGCAUUGAGUCAGGAUCCAUCCAGGAAAUUGCAAGAGGUUGUCCACAUUUGAAGAGGCUGCUACUACCUGCUGUUCGCGUUCUUUGCGACACGGACCUGUAUGCUAUUGCGAAAUAUUGUCACGACCUUGAACAUCUGGACAUCCUAGGAUCUGCAGAGGCGAGCUCAACUGGAGUCAUUCAUGUGCUGAACGAAUGCAAGCAACUGAAGAUACUCGACGUGUCCUUCUGCUUCAGUAUCAGCCUCGAAGUUGUGCAAGAAUGGAAGAGGCUGUACCCCAAGGUGCAAAUUAAGAGGAGUAUCACGGACCCUUGUAGAUGACAUGCUGUUCCCUAUAAGUGAAUUUACUGUACAUAAACCUGUUUCGGAAAUUUCUCUCAAAUCCCAACUAUCUAAAACUGGCUGUAAAUUUGUGUAUAUAUUGUUUGCUUCUGUAAAAUGGACUGUCAUGUAAUAAAUGUAAAGUUUUAUUAUG
Molecule: messenger RNA, 1892 nt
Organism: Rhipicephalus microplus (southern cattle tick)
Lineage: Eukaryota; Metazoa; Arthropoda; Arachnida; Ixodida; Ixodidae
Gene: Fbxl4
Product: F box and leucine-rich-repeat gene 4
Biological process (GO): SCF-dependent proteasomal ubiquitin-dependent protein catabolic process
Cellular component (GO): SCF ubiquitin ligase complex
Molecular function (GO): protein binding
Source: RefSeq, a predicted model, not a curated record